AUGGAAAUGGAAGAAGAGAAGGAUUUGCCUUUGUUAUUGGGAACCCCUUUCCUUAGUACAGUUGGCGCUUCAAUUGACUUUCACAAGCAAGAAGUGAUCCUUCACAAGGUUGUGAAGGAAAGGGUUGACAAAGAACCAAGAGUUGGGAAGGAUAAGGAUGAGAGAGGACCAAGGAUUGAGAAGCCACGUCUUGAGAGGGCUAGAGUUGAGAAACCACGUCUGAUAGGCCACGAGCUGAUAGACUUGUUCAAGCCCCUUGUGUGCUUGAUGAAGAAAGCCUUCAAGCUUUGUUUGAUGAGCCACUAG
Microthlaspi erraticum is the source of this 306-nucleotide messenger RNA. The record is from the annotation of a GenBank genome assembly. NCBI's taxonomy places the organism in Eukaryota, Viridiplantae, Streptophyta, Magnoliopsida, Brassicales, Brassicaceae.